Messenger RNA from Nerophis ophidion (straightnose pipefish), 3273 nucleotides. RefSeq names its product gastrula zinc finger protein XlCGF57.1-like. NCBI's taxonomy places the organism in Eukaryota, Metazoa, Chordata, Actinopteri, Syngnathiformes, Syngnathidae. The transcript is spliced from 2 exons. The record is from RefSeq and is a predicted model, not a curated record. Gene Ontology annotation, cellular component: nucleus. Gene Ontology annotation, molecular function: DNA-binding transcription factor activity, RNA polymerase II-specific; RNA polymerase II cis-regulatory region sequence-specific DNA binding. Bases 351 to 2213 code for a protein of 620 amino acids. Gene Ontology annotation, biological process: regulation of transcription by RNA polymerase II; central nervous system development.
AUCACAACUAUGACUCUUUGGCCCCGCCCCUACGGACGCAUGCUUGGAAGACAUGCGCUUUGCGGCAAAGUCCUCCUUUUCUCCACACACGCUUCUAAGCCUCGGCACAUCUCCUCACAUCGCUACUAACUACACUUUAUUCAUCCUCCGUGUCAGGAUAAACUCCACUCGUCUCAGCCACAUUUGGAGAUUAUUAGGCCUGCUUAGCUUGAUAGUUGUUUGAGCGCGCCAAUUAGCUUAGCAUGCUAGUUAGCUUAGCUUGUUAGCCGCUAACAAAGAGACGCGGAUUUGAUCAACACAUCGCUUAGUUAAGAUCAAGUGUGAGUGUAAAGUGUUGUGAUUGUGUGAAAAUGUGCGAAAGAACGAUAGCAAAGUAUGAGGAGGAACUUUGUUGUGUGAAAAUGUGUGAAAGAAUGAUAGCAGAGUACAAAGAGGAACUUUCUCGUACAAAAGAAGAGAACGAGAGACUACGUCAACUAUUGGAGGCUGUUUUCAAGAAAGCUCAAGUUGUGUUACACAGAACAGACCUCAAUAAAGAACAUCUUCCUCAUGAGCAGGAAGAAGAGCCACAGCCCCACCACAUUAAAGAGGAAAAAGAGGUACCACAUUCCCAACACAUUAAAGAGGGAGGAGAGGAGCCACAGCCCCCCCACAAUAAAGCGAAACAUGAGAUGCCACGGACCCAUAAUGUUAAACUGACCCUUCACAUUAAAGGGCAAGCGGAGGACCCACUGAUCUUACACAUCAAAAAGGAAGAGGAGGAUCCACUGACCCCUCACUUUAAGGAGCAAGAGAACCUGCUGACCCCUCACAUUAAAAAGGACGAGGAGGACCCACUGACCCCCUGCUUUAAAGAGGAAGAGGAGGACCAAGAGCCGCCGCACAUUAGAGAGGAAGAGGAGGAAGAGGGCAUCAGUCAGCCUAAAUGGUUGGAGGAGUUCCCAGUGACUGGUGUCCCUGUGAAGAGUGAAGAUGAUGAGGUGAAAGGUGAAAGUGAGGAGAGGGGAGGGGGGGAGCCUCCAAGCAGCAGCUCAACACAACACAUGACAACAGAAGCUGAUGGAGACCACUGUGGAGGAUCACAAGCAGACAAGCUCUUAGCUCCACUAUCAGAUAGUGAGGACACAACGUCACACUCUCCUGACACUGAUGAUGAAGACUCUAAAGAUGAUAAGACAUGUCACACUGACAACACUCACUUCACAUCUUCUCACUCUCACAAAACUUUUAAAUACCAUUGUCGUCUGAAAGUACACAUGAAAACACACACUGGAGAAAAACCUUUUUCUUGUUCACUCUGUAGUAAAGGUUUUACACAACGUCAGAAUUUGAAGGUACACAUGAGAACACACACUGGUGAAAAACCUUUUUCCCGUUCAACAUGUGGUAAAAGUUUUACACGAAGUCAGAGUUUUAAAGAACACAUGAGUACACACACUGGUGAAAAACCUUUUUCCUGUUCAACCUGUGGUAAAGGUUUUGCACACAGUAACAAAUUGAAAAGACACAUGAAAAUACACACUGGUGAAAACCCUUUUUCCUGUUCAACCUGUGGUAAAGAUUUUACACAAAGUCAGAGUUUGAAAAGACACAUGAGAAUACACACUGGUGAAAAACCUUUUUCCUGUUCAACCUGUGGUAAAAGUUUUACAGUAAGUCAGAGUUUGAAAAGACACAUGAGAAUACACACUGGUGAAAAACAUUUUUCCUGUUCAACCUGUGGUAAAGGUUUUGCACACAGUAACCAAUUGAAAAGACACAUGAGAACACACACUGGUGAAAACCCUUUUUCCUGUUCAACCUGUGGUAAAGGUUUUACAGAAAGUCAGAGUUUGAAAGUACACAUGAGAACACACACUGGUGAAAAACCUUUUUCCUGUUCAACCUGUGGUAAAGGUUUUAGACACAGUCAGAGUUUGAAAGUACACAUGAGAACACACACUGGUGAAAAACCUUUCUCCUGUUCAAUCUGUGGUAAAUGCUUUGCACAAAGUCAACAUUUGAAAAGACACAACAGAUCACACAGUGGUGAAAAAUCACAUUCCUGUUCAAUCUGCAACAGAAGCUUUAGUGAGCGAUCGACCCUUGUAGCACACAUGAGAAGACACCCAGGAGAGAAAGUGUUGAGUUGCAGUGUGUGUGGUGAAAGAUUGUCUUCUAAGUACCAGUGUAAGAAACACAAGUGUGCUGGUGAGAACAGCAGCAGCAAAUGAAACUGCAGGAUUUGAAAUAAACUGUCCAGACUUUCAUUUUGACUUUCUAACAACAUCAGCACAUAUAACAUGUGUGACAUUGUUGUUUGUCUAACAAUCUGGUUAAUAUGCUUCUGCAUUUAUAGAUUUGAUAAUAUGAAAUAUUGAAGUGUGACAUAUUUGUAUUUGUAAUUGUUAAUAAUCCCAUAGAUUAUCACCUUUAUAUGAUAUACAUAUGUACUGGUUCACAUCUGAAACAACUUCUGGACCACUUCAGGAAGCAUAUUGUUAUUUACUUUAUACAUCAUUUAAACAGUUGUCUUUUAUACAAUUUUAAAAUGUGUGACUUUAUGAAUCAUUUGUUGGGUCUCUGUAAUCCAUGUUAUUAAUAAUCUUUAUUACUCUCUUUUGUAAUAAGAUGAUUGUGUUGUGAUUAUUUUAUAUGUAUGUCCCCAGACCUUUAUGCUAUAUAAAACGGAGAGAAAAUGGCUGAAUUGUCUGAGGAAAGAUUUUUUUUUUUUUCUACAAACUGACUCUCGUGGAGAAAACAAAAAUUCCCAUUAUUGGGUUUCGAACAUUUUUAAUAUAUGUAUUCUUUUUAAACAUCCCCAAAACUAUACCAGUAUCAAUCAAAGUUCAGAGUGUCAGUAAAAAGCCAAUAUUGUACAUCAUCCCACAGAUAUUUACUUUGCAUUCUGUUGGAGCCAAAUUUCUUUAUUUGUUUAUUUAGUUUUUAUUUAGUUUUCUGUAAUUGAUUGCUGGCCUCAGUUGAUGCUGAAUUUACUUUUCGGCAGAUUGCUCCGCCCACUUCCUCUUGAGAACCAGGAGAUGUUGACAGGGAUGGGACCGUUGCUAUGGUGCGGUUGCUAUGGUAACGUCAUUUAAUUGGGUUCAGGUGGGAACACUGGAGGGGCGACUGCAUGGAGGACACAAACUGUUUACAAGCUUGCUGUGUGUGGUCAGGUCUCACUGCUGUGACAAUGUUGCAUCCAAGUCAAGGUCAGCAUACUUUAUGUUCUACAGCCUACAUGUCAUUUCAGUUUGAUAGCCAAAAAUAAACUGAUUGUCAUAUCCAAACAUA